ACCUUAUCCACCAAUUCCAAAUGCAAAAGCUGCCACGUAGGACAUAGAUUAAGUCCUUGGAUAUCUCCAUUUUCCACCUCUCAUUAAACCACUGCCUCUCAAAAACAACCCCAAUCACACCAUCUUCUGAUCUUCAUACAUACAGACAGAGAGAGAGAGAGAUUGUUGAUUGUUAGGGACGAGACAGAACAAUGGCUUCAACUUCAGCAGUUUCAAUGGCUAUGCCACUAACUCAGGCAAAUCAAAAGAGGGUGGUGCCAAGCUCCGAUGCCCUGUUCAAGCCACUGCCAGUGAGGCCUUCAAGAGUCAUGGCAGCAUCAAAAUCCAGUGGAAGACUUCAAGUCAAGGCUUCCCUGAAGGAGAAAGCUGUUACCGCACUCACCGCGGCAGCUUUGACAGCUUCCAUGGUUAUACCUGAUGUAGCAGAAGCUGCUGAUUCUGGGGUUUCUCCAUCUCUCAAGAACUUCUUACUCAGCAUUGUAGCUGGUGGUGUGGUGCUUGUCGCCCUUGCUGGUGCUGUGGUUGGUGUCGCAAAUUUUGACCCUGUCAAGCGAACCUGAGAGAGAGAGAACAAUUCUUUUCUACUGCUCCUAUGUAUUUCUUCUAUGUUUCGGUGAUUGCCUUUGUACCUUGUGUUUCUCUGUAUCUUCCCUUGUAAUUCGGCUUUGAUAAAAGAAUAUCCACUUGAUCUAAAAUCUCAUUUACUUU
Molecule: messenger RNA, 708 nt
Organism: Tripterygium wilfordii
Lineage: Eukaryota; Viridiplantae; Streptophyta; Magnoliopsida; Celastrales; Celastraceae
Exons: 1
Coding region: 192-560 (122 amino acids)
Biological process (GO): photosynthesis
Cellular component (GO): photosystem II; membrane
Source: RefSeq, a predicted model, not a curated record